Messenger RNA from Capsaspora owczarzaki ATCC 30864, 605 nucleotides. RefSeq names its product NADH dehydrogenase 1 beta subcomplex subunit 9. NCBI's taxonomy places the organism in Eukaryota, Filasterea, Ministeriida, Capsasporidae. Gene Ontology annotation, biological process: mitochondrial electron transport, NADH to ubiquinone. The record is from RefSeq and is a predicted model, not a curated record. The transcript is spliced from 2 exons. Bases 62 to 445 code for a protein of 127 amino acids.
UCCAAGCUGAGCGACUGAGAAAUGGAGACUGCAGUCCUUUUUGAUCCUCAGCUCCAAACUCAUGGCUUCGCCCGCUCAAGUGCUGCCACUGGCCGUGCGCGUCACACGGCUGUACCGCCAAUCGCUCAAGCACUCGCUGUCGUGGGCUAUCGAUCGCCAGAUCUGGCGGAGGGAGGCACUCCUUCUGCGCGAGCGCUUCGACCUGAACAAGGCCGAGACCAACGAGAUCAAAAUCCGCGAUUUGGUUGAGGCUGGCGAGGCCGAGUUUGAGGCCAAGAGGCACCCAGACCCCUACAUUUUCCCGUCGGCCAUCGAUGGCUCAAAGUACGAGCGCAACGUCCCGCCACCGCCCGGCGUCCUGCACAUGACUCCCCAGGAAGAGGCCUGGUUUUACGGGGAUGCCGCCCCUGCGGCCGCCUCCAGCCACCAAUCCCACGAUCACUAAAUGAGCAGACGCUUGCUCAAGGCGGAGCUGCUCGUCGUUGUUGAUGCGCUCGCUUGAUGCCGAGUCCAGAGGCGUUGAAGCGACGACAGUGUGUUUGAUGUGUUUGAAUGCGAUUGUGUUUUGUGACGGUGUAGUACAGUAUAAAAAUCCUUCUUGUGUC